Messenger RNA from Sorghum bicolor (sorghum), 2160 nucleotides. RefSeq lists its product as uncharacterized. Lineage: Eukaryota; Viridiplantae; Streptophyta; Magnoliopsida; Poales; Poaceae. Bases 1 to 714 code for a protein of 237 amino acids. The record is from RefSeq and is a predicted model, not a curated record. The transcript is spliced from 4 exons.
AUGGUGAGCAACAUUGGUGAUGGUCAUGAUGGUGAUGGUGGAACCAAGCUAGCCGGUUCCACCGAACCAACCUGCCACCGACCUGGUCUAGCCACCAGCCCGCUAGCCCACCCUGUGGCCCACACGUCGGCCCACCAGGCCCAACCAUCCCAAGACGUAUAUAAUCCCCAAACCCUAAUCCCAAUCCAUCUACAUCCACAUGUGGCCACCAGCCCCUACCACGCGCCGCCACCCACCAGGAGCACGGCCGUCUUCCCUAGAUUUGCGGCGACGCGGGGUCUCACUGGCCGGCGACGGCUGCCAGCGCGUCCCACUAACGACGACAACGUGGCUCCUCCUUGUCUGGCGACGGUAAGACCUCGCCCCUCCCUGAGCUCUGUGGUGACGCGGCGCCACCUCUCCUUGUCUGGCGACAGGGUGGCCCUGACCCUUCUCCGACCUACAGCGGCGAGGCCCUCCUCCAGCGACGAGUUGAUGUGCUUGCCCUCACCGGCCACGGCAUGGCUCGUUCCCACCAUCUACCGUGAUGCCUCCAUCCACCCGACGCUGGUCUGCCCAGCGCGGAACAGUGCCUCCCAACGAUGGUGUUACCAGCUCGGCACAGAUCUUUUCUCUUAUUGGCAGAUCGUCGAGGUCGUCAAACAGCUGGCCAGGGAGGCCACGACAGUGGUGGAGCUUUUGAUGGUUGGAAGAAUUCCUCUCCAUUUGGUGUGAGAGGUCAACGGUGUUAUGGAUCUUCCUCCUCACUUUAGCAUGCUGACCUUUCUCCUCUCUGCAGCACGGCGAGCAGCAUGCUCAUCCUCAUCUAACGGAGGAGUAGGGUCUGUUGUAGCAGCGAGAUCCAACAGUUGGGUGAAAUGUAUACUUAGUUAUACUAGUUUCUAUGCAUGGUGGAACUGUGGUUUUCAAAGUUGCUGGGGAUUUGUAUGCACAGAUGCAUUGCUCAGAUGUCCAAUAUGAUCCUCCUUUUUUUUAAUCCUAGCAGUAGAUACAAAGAUCCACGUUUGUGGUUUGUGCAUAAUUCAUCUUCAUUGUUUUGUUUGUAGAUUUUUGAGUUAUUAUGCAUGUGUGCAUAAGUUUCUAUGCAUCUGAGCACAAUUCUUCUAUGCUUAGUUGUAUGGGUUUUAUCUAAUUUUUGGUUGCAGCCUUAGAUUUUUUCUAUGCAUGUUGUAUGAUAUAUCCUCAGUCUUUCUAUGCGUAUACUCAAAACUUUCUCUGAUUUGUUACUCCUAUUUUUAUACAUUGUUUGGAGCACAUUUUAUACAUUUUGUUGUUGGUUGGGUGCUAAGAUUUUUUUGCAUGUUGAUCCGAAGGAAAGAUAAUAGUUUUUAUAUUUGCAUGUAUAGAUUUAGAUGCAUGGUGAAACUGUAAUUAUGCUUAGUUGUAUUUUGUUUCCACCCUAACUGAUUUCAAAUUUUAAUUUUGAAGAAGUUUGUAUACAUUGUGGAGCACUCUUCUAUGCACUAUUGGAAUAAUUCGACAUAUAUUGUUUGAAUAAUUAUCUCUAUGUACCUACGCAGCCUUGGAUUUUUUGUUCAGAUGCAUUGUGGAGCACUUUUUUAUGCACUGUUAGAAUAAUUAUUUGCGCAUAUUUCUUCUAUGCUUAGUUGUAUGGGUUUUAUCUGAUUUUUGGUUGCAGCCAUGGAUGAAUAGGUGGUUUGCAUGAAAUGAAAAGCUAUCAACGCAAGUAAGCAAGAUUUCUAUGCUUUGAUUUUGACUUUUAUGCAUUUCUUUGAUAUUAUGUGCAAUGAAUAUGUUUUUGUGCAAUUGACUUUGGAUCUCUAUGCUUCAUGGGUUCUAUGCUUGAUGAAUUAAGAUUUUACACAUUCAGAACCAUUAUGGUGGCAAGUCCACUGCAUGAUGCAGUCCACGGCCGCAGUGCUGGUAUGAAGCAGCGGUGGUGGUUGGUGGCGUGUAGUUCACAUCGGCGGCGCUAGUGCGAAUCAGCGGUGUUGGUCGAUUGGAUGGAAGAUAGCAAAAGAGCAGCGCGACGCGACCAAGGAUUUUUGCAUUUUGUUUGUUGAAUUUGGUAUUCUUAUGCUUGUGUGCAUAAGUUUCUAUACUCACAAUGGAGCACUUCUAUGUAUUUUUGUAUUCUUAAUGCUUGUGAGCAUAAGUUUCUGUACAUUGUUGGAGCAGGUCUAUGUUGUUUUCAUGCGA